AUGGCUACAAAUAUGGAGGGGCUGGUUCAGCACAGAGUGGGGACCCAGCAGGUGGCUGAGGUACCACGUACACAGACUUCUCGGCCAGAAUCUCCAGGGAUGACCAGCCCCUCCCCACGCAUCCAGAUAAUCUCCACGGACUCUGCAGUAGCCUCACCUCAGCGCAUCCAGAUUGUGACAGACCAGCAGACAGGACAGAAGAUCCAAAUAGUCACCGCAGUGGACACUUCUGGAUCCCCCAAGCAGCAGUUCAUCUUGACCAGCCCUGAUGGAGCUGGAACUGGGAAGGUGAUCCUGGCUUCCCCAGAGACAUCCAGUGCCAAGCAGCUCAUAUUCACCACCUCGGACAACCUUGUCCCUGGCAGGAUCCAGAUCGUCACAGACUCUGCUUCUGUGGAGCGUUUGCUUGGGAAGGCUGAGGUUCAGCGACCCCAGGUGGUAGAGUACUGUGUGGUCUGUGGGGACAAAGCCUCUGGCCGUCACUAUGGGGCUGUCAGUUGUGAAGGCUGCAAAGGUUUCUUCAAAAGGAGCGUAAGGAAAAAUUUAACCUACAGCUGCCGGAGCAACCAAGACUGCAUCAUCAAUAAGCACCACCGGAACCGCUGUCAGUUUUGCCGGCUGAAAAAAUGCUUAGAGAUGGGCAUGAAAAUGGAAUCUGUACAGAGUGAACGGAAGCCCUUUGAUGUACAGCGGGAGAAACCAAGCAAUUGUGCAGCUUCAACUGAGAAAAUCUAUAUCCGGAAAGACCUGAGAAGUCCUCUGAUUGCCACUCCCACAUUUGUGGCAGAUAAAGAUGGAGCAAGACAAACAGGUCUUCUUGAUCCAGGGAUGCUUGUGAACAUCCAGCAACCUUUGAUACGUGAGGAUGGUACUGUUCUUCUGGCCACAGAUUCCAAGGCUGAAACAAGCCAGGGAGCUCUGGGCACACUAGCAAAUGUAGUAACCUCCCUUGCCAACCUAAGUGAAUCCCUUAACAAUGGUGACACUUCAGAAAUGCAACCAGAGGACCAGUCUGCAAGUGAGAUUACUAGGGCAUUUGAUACCUUAGCUAAAGCACUUAAUACUACAGACAGCUCCUCUCCUCCAAGCCUGGCAGAUGGGAUAGACACCAGUGGAGGAGGAAGCAUCCAUGUCAUCAGCAGAGACCAAUCUACACCCAUUAUUGAGGUUGAAGGCCCUCUCCUUUCAGACACUCAUGUCACAUUUAAGCUAACAAUGCCCAGCCCAAUGCCAGAGUACCUCAAUGUGCACUACAUCUGUGAGUCUGCAUCCCGCCUGCUUUUCCUCUCCAUGCACUGGGCCAGGUCAAUCCCAGCUUUUCAGGCACUUGGGCAGGACUGCAAUACCAGCCUGGUACGGGCCUGUUGGAAUGAGCUCUUCACCCUCGGCCUGGCCCAGUGUGCCCAGGUCAUGAGUCUGUCCACUAUCCUGGCCGCCAUCGUCAACCACCUGCAGAACAGCAUCCAGGAAGAUAAACUUUCUGGUGACCGGAUAAAGCAAGUCAUGGAGCACAUCUGGAAACUUCAGGAGUUCUGUAACAGUAUGGCAAAGCUGGAUAUAGACGGCUAUGAGUAUGCAUACCUUAAAGCCAUAGUUCUCUUUAGCCCAGAUCAUCCAGGUUUGACUAGCACAAGCCAGAUUGAAAAGUUCCAAGAAAAGGCACAGAUGGAGUUGCAGGACUAUGUUCAGAAAACCUACUCAGAAGACACCUACCGAUUGGCCCGGAUUCUUGUCCGCCUGCCAGCACUCAGGCUGAUGAGCUCCAACAUAACAGAAGAACUUUUUUUUACUGGUCUCAUUGGCAAUGUUUCGAUAGACAGCAUAAUUCCCUACAUCCUCAAGAUGGAGACGGCAGAGUACAAUGGCCAGAUCACCGGAGCCAGUCUAUAG
Pipistrellus nathusii (Nathusius's pipistrelle) is the source of this 1890-nucleotide messenger RNA. Lineage: Eukaryota; Metazoa; Chordata; Mammalia; Chiroptera; Vespertilionidae. The record is from the annotation of a GenBank genome assembly.